AGCACAGCAUCGACACGAGAGAGUGAGACUGUGAGUGAGUAAGAUUCAAGACACUGCAGGCAGUGUCCCCGAUGCAGCCAAGCUACCCAUCAUGGACUCCGAUAAUCCACUACAUCCUGUGAACCUCCUCGCCGCCCGCGCCGACAGUUCCUCCCGUCCAGCCUCCUACAAAGCCAUCGGUAUCUCUCUCGCCAUUGCCUCGGGCUUCUUCAUCGGUGUCUCCUUCGUACUCAAGAAGAAAGGUCUCCUCCGCGCCAACGUCAAGUACAAUGAAGAAGCCGGCGAAGGGUACGGAUACCUGAAGAACCUCUUCUGGUGGGGCGGCAUGACCCUGAUGAUCAUCGGGGAGCUGUGCAACUUUGUUGCCUAUGCUUUUGUCGACGCUAUCCUCGUGACGCCGCUGGGCGCACUGACGGUCGUGGUGACCACCAUUUUGUCGGCGAUCUUCCUGAAGGAGAGGCUGAGUUUUGUUGGGAAAGUAGGCUGUUUUUGCUGCAUCUUGGGCAGUGUGGUUAUUGCGUUGAAUGCGCCGGAGCAGUCGUCGGUGAGUGAUAUCCAGGAAAUGAAGAGCUAUGUCAUUGCUCCGGGGUUUUUGUCCUAUGCUGGAGUGAUUAUCGUGGGGUGUAUCGUCACAGCGGUUUGGUUGGGGCCUAAAUAUGGCAAGAAGAGCAUGUUUGUGUAUAUCAGCAUUUGCUCGUUGAUUGGAGGGUUGAGUGUCGUGGCAACGCAGGGUCUGGGGUCUGCUAUCCUGGCUCAGAUAAAUGGCGAGGCGCAAUUCAACCAGUGGUUUAUGUAUGUCUUGCUGGUGUUUGUUAUUGCGACGCUGUUGACUGAGAUUAUCUAUCUCAAUAAAGCCCUCAACAUCUUCAACGCUGCGCUGGUCACCCCCACCUACUAUGUCUUCUUCACCAGCUCCACCAUUGUCACCUCCGCCGUGUUGUUCCGCGGCUUCAAGGGCUCCGUCUCCUCCAUCGUCACGGUCAUCCUAGGCUUUCUGCAAAUUUGCGCCGGGGUCGUGCUGCUGCAGCUGUCCAAGUCCGCCAAAGACGUUCCCGAUGCCGCUGUCUUCAAGGGUGAUCUCGACCAGGUGCGCGAGGUCGCCACGCAAGAAGAGCCUGAAUUCGAGCCCAAGGCCGACUCCAUUCGCGCCACUGCCGCCAUCAUUCGUCGCCUCUCUACCCCACGUCGCCAGAUGGAAGCCGAGGAAGCCCGGCGCUACUUCCACGACCGCGCGGAGGACAUGAAGCCCCCAGCGGAGAAUGAGGUGAUUGAAUGGGACGGGCUGCGCCGGCGCAAGACCGUCCUCGGCGAAGGUCCAACCACCCUGGGACGCACGCGAACCCUUCGCAACCCCUCGGUCAAGUAUCCCGUUCCGCCACUGGGCAUGUCGCACGUACCGGAAGAGCGACCAGACGAGCCUGAGCGACCCGACACGAAGCAGAGCAGCCAUUCCUUCCUCGACGACCUGCGAUCCCGCGCCUCGAGCCUCUUCCAUCCCGCCUGGCAGCCCAUUCAAGAUGAACAUGCCACGCCGGACCCUGUUACCAUGACGGCUUUGUCUGCCCACAAACCGCAUCCCGACACCCGCUACCCGCAGUCCAUCGCAGACGACUCGCGCAGCCACACGCCAUGGGGAGAAGAGCGCGGGGCCCCCUCCCCGCCACCCCACGGCGGCGCUCGACGCCAAUUCUCAUUCAACACCAUGCUCCACCGCAUGAAAACAGGCCACGAAGCAACUGCAUCGCGAAGCAGCAUUCCUCCCCGACCGCCUCGCCACCGGGCGCAGUCCGUCACCGAAGAAGAACGCCUCGGCCUCGUGCGCGGCGACUCCCGCGGCGAGACAGCACCGGACGACGAUGUGGACGAGAAGCUCGACCGAUUCGACUCACACGAUGGUACAUUCGACGACGGACCCGGCCGAUUGCCUUCCGGGUUAAUGCAUUCGCCGGAGCUAUACCCCGCCCGGCUGCGCGUCAACCCGCUUCCACCGCUUCCGGACGAAGAGCCGCUUGAGGAUCCGUAUGCGCCGGUGGAUAUGGGCCGGCGCGGAUCGCAUAGUAGCGCGGGGACGCUGUCGUCGAGCGGACGGAGUAUGGGCUGGCGCAGACAUGGAUCGGCGAGUAGUGGAGGCAGUGUGCAACUGCCCGGGAGACGAGGAGCAUUCAUCUAACGAUAUUGAUUGGACAUAUUUUGGGAUGUAUGAUAUGAGAUACGAAGAUAUGAUAUGAACAGGAUGAUAUUAAUGUAUAUAGUAUGAUAGAUAGAUAAUGUUAUGAAA
Aspergillus piperis CBS 112811 is the source of this 2278-nucleotide messenger RNA. Its product is annotated as DUF803 domain membrane protein. Gene Ontology annotation, molecular function: magnesium ion transmembrane transporter activity. The record is from RefSeq and is a predicted model, not a curated record. The coding region runs from base 92 to 2170 and encodes 692 amino acids. Gene Ontology annotation, biological process: magnesium ion transport. Gene Ontology annotation, cellular component: membrane. The transcript has 2 exons. Lineage: Eukaryota; Fungi; Ascomycota; Eurotiomycetes; Eurotiales; Aspergillaceae.